AAUACCUUGAGUCUUGAGUACCUUGUCCUUCCCCUCGAAGUCCUAGUCCUCCUAACCUAAAAAAAAUUUCGUGUUGGUAAAUUCUAGGUAGGGUAAAUUAAAAAUUUGUGCUGUUUUGUUGUGCAUAGUAGUGGAUCUAAUUCCUAAUCUACUCUCGUGUUUGCGUUUUUCUCCUGUCUAGGAUUCAACUUAGUGAAUAUUUAAAACUGUCAGGCAUACCGUGGACAUUACUUAGCUCUAAACUCUCCAGUCUCCAGGUACCGCAUUUAACAAGCCAAAAUGGGAGAAAUAGUAGAAAAACGAAUGGAGGCAUUUGCACCAGCUUUACUUCAAAUAAAGCAAAGCAACAUAUUUACGGAAGAAGAGAUAAAUAAACUCGUAAAUAAAAUACAUCAUCAUGAAUCCAAAAUGGUCAGUGGAAAACAAUGUUUGGAAGACUAUAAAGCGGCAAUUAAGUACGAAGAAGGAGUAUACAUGGAACUGCGGAGACGCAAAAAAGCCAAACAUGGCCUUCAAAAGAGUAAUCAUCUGGAUUGGAUAUUCAUAAAAAGAAUUAUGGCAACUUAUCGCAGAGGCUUAAAAAACUUUACUACGGAUUACAACUUUAACUUGGCCUUUUUUGAAUUUUUGAAAUUUUUCCCUGAGCAACAUCAACAUGUAGCUCGUGAUCAUGUUAAUAAGAUGAUACAGGUAUUUCAACAUGAACCAGAUGUGUUUAGACAAACAGCUGCCUGGUAUUUUCAAUGUGGAAAAAAUGACGAAGCCAGGCAUAUAUUGCUACGUGGACAAUCUCUUCAUCCAAAGAAUCUUUCAAUCUAUAUCGACCUCAUUGAAAUUGAGUUAAAAAACACCACAGAAAUCGGAAUCGAGAAUCGGCUUAAAAAAUACAUCGACACAAUUAUGAAGAAUAAUAUUAGUUAUAGAUUUUUAGAAGAGAUCAUUAAAAUUUUUGAAGGUAUUGAGAAUUUGAAGAAAACUAUCGAUUAUAUUAUAGAACAGCUACUUAUCAAAUAUAGAGAUGAGCCAGGAGUAUGGAAACUAAUUGCUUCAAGGGAAAUGCGGGGCAAUUAUUAUCCUUCUGGAGACGAAGACAAAAGAAGCACCAUAUAUUCCAUCGAAAGAGCUAUAUUAAGAUUCAGAGAAGGCAUUUCAAUACUGUCACCUGAUAAGCUACCUCAUUUAUGGAAAGAAUAUUUGAACAUGAUGAUAGAUCUCCAAAAAGACUACAAAAGUCCACAAACAGUCAGUUUCCUUAGAGAUGCUCUAGAAGAAGCUGGUAGAGCAAAAAUUGAUAUUUCUGAGUCGCAUUAUUUAGCAUGGAUUGAUUGCUGUUCCAAUAAUAAUACGCUUCUAGUUCAGAAAAUAGAAGAAGGUACUAAGAAACAUCCAACAUCCGCGUUAAUAUGGUCUAUAUAUUUGAAAUUGUAUAUCUGUCAGGACAAUCCGGAAUUCGCUAAAAAAGUAUUUGAAAAAGCGAUCAUUGCUGUGGGACCGCAAUCAUUAAAAAUAUGGGAGUGUUACAUUGACUUUAUCAUGCUUAGAUCUCCAACUGCGGAUGUAGAUGCUUUAUAUGAAGCGGCGAUUAAACAACCUCAUGAGGAAAUUACAAAAGUCCUAAAGCCUCGAUACCUAGUUUGGAUGAUUUCAACUAGAGGAAUUAAAGCGGGUCGGUCACUAUAUCUAAGAAUUGCGAAUCAGCCCCCUUACUGUAAAAAGCUUCACUGGGAAAUGUUAGUUGCUGACAAACAACAUGAUAUCAAAGUUGUGUCGACCGCUUUUCAAAAGCAAAUUCUGGAACUAUGGAUGCAGCAACUUGGUGUAGAUGACGUUGAGGUUCAUUUGCAAAGGAUUGAACAUGUUAAGGCACUUGGGGGCCCGGAUGUUACUGAAAGAGUACGUGAAGUGUACGAUGAGGCAAUAAGAACAUUGUCAGAUGAUACGAAAGUCGCUCUGUUUAAAAAGCUAUUGGAUAAAAUGGAUUAAUUCUGUUAAGUUUGGAGCCUAUUUCAAAUUUGUAUUCUUACUUUAAUUAUUGAAUUUUAAUCUAAAAUAAACAGCUGAAAAACAA
This is a messenger RNA of Ceutorhynchus assimilis (cabbage seed weevil), 2068 nucleotides long. NCBI's taxonomy places the organism in Eukaryota, Metazoa, Arthropoda, Insecta, Coleoptera, Curculionidae. The record is from the annotation of a GenBank genome assembly.